UUUAAUAAAUAGUGAAUUAAUAUUACAUUUUAUUGUGUGGUUUUGAACAAAAAUCAAAAAAAGAAGAACUGUUUUCAGUGCUCAUUGGAUAAAAGAAACGCAAUCCACUAGCGACGCGUGGAAACUUCCCGAAAGCCGCACGAGCUGCUCUCUGUCCGCUGCUGCUUCUCUCUCUUUUUCAACGAAGCAUUUUGCGUUCUAUUUCCUGUGCGUCAGGAGCAGGCAGCGUAUAUUUAUUUACCAACAUACAAAAACACACGCGUUAGGUGAGAAGUGUGUGUAAAAACGGCACGCAGAGAAUACUUAAAGCGUGCAGCAAGUGUUUAUACUAAGUAGCUCAAAAACAGCCCAAAAAUUGGUAAAGUGGACGGCACAAUGGGCAGCUCGGACGAUCGGGUCUAUGCUGCCGAAAAAAUCAUACAGAAGCGCGUUAGAAAGGGCGUUGUGGAGUACCGUGUCAAGUGGAAGGGCUGGAACCAACGGUACAACACAUGGGAGCCAGAAGUAAACAUUCUGGAUCGACGCCUUAUCGACAUCUAUGAGCAAAGCAACAAAUCUUCAGGCACGCCCUCUAAACGUGGCAACAAGAAGAAGGAAAAAGAGCCUGAUCCAGAGCCCGAAUCCGAAGAGGAUGAAUACACAUUUACUGGAGAUGAUGUGGACACCAAUCAGGCAACAACCUCAAACGUGGCAGCCAACUCCGCUCAAGAAAGCGAGAAGAAAGAUAAGGAUAAAAAGCAUCAUCAUCACCACCAUCAUCACCACCACCACCACAACAACCAAAGCAUAAAGUCCGAACGUACCAGCAGCCGUCGCUCCGAGUCGCCCCACCCACAUCAUCACGAGUCGAAGCGACAGCGUACGGAGCACAGCUCAUCCUCAAACAGCAGCUUCACGCACACUUCAUUUGUGCCGGAAGCAGACACAAACUCUUCGAGCUCGGAGGAUCAGCCACUAAUUGGCACUAAACGAAAGGCGGAAGUGCUAAAAGAGGGCAAAAUUGGUGUGACCAUCAAGACCUCACCCGAUGGACCAGUGCCUGCAACCAAACAACAAGCACAACAUCCAGCCGAACAACAACAAAAGCAGACGGAGUCAUCCACACCACUUAAGGCAGAGCUCUUGGUAGCGACGUUGAAGGAGAACGAUGGUGCUGAAUCAACACCUUGCACCGAAGAGGAGGAUGAUGAGCCCGUGCCACAAUCAGCUUCAUCACCAUCGGAGAAUAACAACAUACCAAAAUUGGGCGGCAGUGUCGCUUCUCUGGCACAAAAACAACAGCUUACGCCGCUCUCGCCGCGAGCUUUGCCACCACGUUUCUGGUUGCCCGCUAAGUGCAACAUAUCCAAUCGAGUGGUCAUCACCGAUGUGACCGUCAAUCUCGAGACAGUGACUAUACGGGAGUGCAAGACGGAACGUGGCUUUUUUCGUGAGCGUGACAUGAAAGGCGACUCUUCCCCGGUGGCUUAAAAGUGGCACGGGUUGCCUCCUAAAAAGUAAACAAGAAACUCAGAUGUAUAUACAUUUUUAAUUCCCCUCAACCCAAACAAAUUCAUAUAAAAUGUUUCAAAGCAUUUUUUUAAAAACUAACUUAUUUAUUAUGUACCUAUCUACCUAUACAUGUAUGUAUUUAUUUUUAGCGUAGUUUCUAGUUGUUGUUUUAUUACAAUGUUUAGAGAUCAGUGAGGCGUGCGUUAAGCAGCAGCAAAAUUUA
This is a messenger RNA of Scaptodrosophila lebanonensis, 1714 nucleotides long. It is a transcript of the gene Pc, whose product is annotated as polycomb group protein Pc. Lineage: Eukaryota; Metazoa; Arthropoda; Insecta; Diptera; Drosophilidae. The transcript is spliced from 2 exons. The record is from RefSeq and is a predicted model, not a curated record. Bases 376 to 1470 code for a protein of 364 amino acids.